This is a messenger RNA of Arabidopsis lyrata subsp. lyrata, 1413 nucleotides long. Its product is annotated as F-box/kelch-repeat protein At3g13680. The record is from RefSeq and is a predicted model, not a curated record. The transcript has a single exon. Lineage: Eukaryota; Viridiplantae; Streptophyta; Magnoliopsida; Brassicales; Brassicaceae. Bases 131 to 1300 code for a protein of 389 amino acids. Gene Ontology annotation, molecular function: protein binding.
UCGAAUACUUGAGAGUUGAGAGACAGUAUGUGACUUGCUCUCCUGUCCUGUCCUGAAAAGGAAUAAUUAUUUUCUUUUCUUUCGUCCAAACCUAGCGGAGCUGUUUAUCGAAGCUUGAAAGUUUGAAAGAAUGACGACAAUAUCAGAUCUGUCCGAGGAAUUGGUAGAGGAGAUACUCUGUAGGGUUCCAGCAACAUCUCUGAAAGCUUUACGAUCUACUUGCAAAAAAUGGAAUGCUUUAUCGAAAAAUCAGAUUUUUGGUAAAACAGAGAAACAGUUUUUGGGAUUCAUGAUGAUGGAUUAUAGAGUUUGUUCAGUGAAAUUCAAUCUCCCAAACGAAGACUACGGCGCAGACCCAUCUAUAAAGCAGGUAGCUUUACUUGAUCAAGUGAAGAUAUCUAAAUUGUUUCACUGCGACGGCUUGUUGUUAUGCGUCGUUAAGGACAACACAGGGCUUGUGGUAUGGAACCCGUAUUUGGGUCAAACCAAGUGGAUCCAACCCAGAACCAGUUUCCUCAGCUCAGACAGGUAUGCUCUUGGUUAUGACAAGAACCGUAACCACAAGAUUUUGAGGAUUUCUUGUUUUGGGUACGAAAUCUAUGAUCUUAGCUCUGAUUUAUGGAAGUUUUAUUGUGUCACUCCCGAUUGGGAGAUACCGUCUCAUCAACGUGGUGUGUCUUUGAAGGGAGAUAGCUAUUUUUUGGGUCAUGAGAAGAUAACAGUGAGUGGAGGAGAAGGGGUGAGAAGAAAGAUUGAAGAUAGUUUACUCUGUUUUGAUUUUACAAGUGAGAGAUUUGGACCGCCCCUGCCUCUGCCUCUUUCGUUUCACUCUUAUCGUUCAGAAACUAUGACUCUGUCUUGUGUUGGAGAGGAGCAGCUCGCCGUGUUUAGUUACCACCUGAAUUUAUCUAGCGUAUAUGAGAUUUGGGUUACGAAUAAGCUUGAACCCAAUGCGGUGUCCUGGAGCAAGUUUUUGAGAUCGUUCCGUGGUUCUCAUGUUCACAUUGAGGCUGGGAGUUUUUUCAUUGACGAGGGGAAGAAAGUUGCUGUGGUUUUUGGUCUAGAUUACAAAUAUGAUGAGACUCGUUACCAAACAGCUCACAUCAUUGGACAAGGUGGAUACUUCAAAUCUGUGAAUAUCGGAGAAGCUCCGAAUCUCGCAAAACUUGACAAACCAUACAUGUUUGGAUAUACUCCGAGAAAGUAUUGUUACCCAGUUGUGUGCUCUUCUUAUGUUCCAAGCUUAGUACAACUGCAAAUCAACCAACCGGGAAAAGGGAAAGAACGUGAUUAUUAUUAGUUAGUUCCAUUUACAAAUACAUUUUUUGUUUCUUGCAUUCAUUUACUUUUGAACCUGAUUAGUUUGUGUUUUUCUGUUUAUCACCUAAUAAAGAAUUUGGAUUCGACAAGGUA